This is a messenger RNA of Sarcophilus harrisii (Tasmanian devil), 3299 nucleotides long. Its product is annotated as zinc finger protein 665-like. The transcript is spliced from 2 exons. The record is from RefSeq and is a predicted model, not a curated record. The coding region runs from base 422 to 2119 and encodes 565 amino acids. NCBI's taxonomy places the organism in Eukaryota, Metazoa, Chordata, Mammalia, Dasyuromorphia, Dasyuridae.
ACGUGUCUAAAUUCAGAUUUGAACUCUGGGUUCCUGACUGCAGGCCUGGUGCUUCCUUCUCUGUGUUACCAGCUGCCUCUAAUGUCCAGAAAAUGGAAGCUGUGGGAUGUGGCCAUCCUGUUGUGAAGGAGGCAACAAAAUCAGGAUCUUCUCAUUCCAGAUUGCUUGCAUGGCCUUCUUUCCCCUCUGCUGUCUUCCCCUGGCAAUAAGCACCCUGAAAACCAUUUUUCAGUUCUCCUUUUAAUCCCCCAGUGGGCCUUACACCCCAGCCCUAUCUCAGUGGGAAUAAUGACAAGUUUCAAGGCUCACACUCACUAUCUUCCCCCUCCCAGGACUUCCAGUUCCCAGAGAAGAUUUCAUCUCCCAUGUGGAGAGAGGAGGCCUGAGGAACUCUUGUCCUGAUGCAGAGACAUGGUUUGAUAUGAAGGAGAUGAGUGCAAAUCUGGAAAUGAUCUCAUGGAAAGACCUUUUUGAAUAUAGGGCUGUUGUUGUUCAACAGAAAAGAAACUACAUUGGAGAAGAACACUGUGAAUGGAAUACACACAAAAAAACUUUAAGAAAGAGUUCCAGUGUUUCUCAAGAUAAGAAUAUACAUCCUGAAGAGAAAACACCUGAGUGUCAUCAAUGUGAUAAAGCUUUUCUUGUGCUCUCUUCCCUUGCCAAGCAUCAGAGAAUCCAUGCUGGAGAGAAACCUUAUGAAUGUAAGAAACGUGGAAAAACUUUGAGAGAGCGAUCUUCUACUGCUAAACAUGAGAGAAUUCACAAAGAAAAACAAUCUUACAAAUGUAAUCAAUGUGGAAAGGAUUGCCAGUGUUAUUCCAAAUUGGUUGAACAUCAGAGAAUCCACACUGGAGAAAAACCUUUUGAAUGUAAUCAGUGUGGAAAGAAUUUCAGAUGCAAAUCUAAACUUACUCGACAUCAGAAAAUCCACACUGGAGAGAAACCUUAUGAAUGUAACCAAUGUGGAAAGACUUUCAAACAUAGAUCUAGUCUUGCUGAACAUCAUAGAAUCCACACUGGAGAGAAGCCUUUUGAGUGUAAUGACUGUGGAAAGGCUUUCGCAUAUCGCUCCUAUUUUAAUGCACAUAAGGGAAUCCAUACUGGAAAGAAGCCUUAUGAAUGUAAUGACUGUGGAAAGAUUUUCAUAUCACUCUUCAGUUUUGUUGUCCAUCAGAGAAUCCACACUGGAGAGAAGCCAUAUGAAUGUAAGCAAUGUAGAAAGGCUUUCAGAACAUACUCCCAUCUUGCUAACCAUCAGAGAAUCCACACUGGAGAGAGGCCUUAUGAAUGCAAGCAAUGUAGAAAGGCUUUCACAACACACUCCCAUCUUGCUAACCAUCAGAGAAUCCACACUGGAGAGAAGCCUUAUGAAUGUAAUGAAUGUGGAAAGAUUUUCACAUAUUCUUCCAGUCUUUCUAAACAUCAGAGAAUUCACACUGGAGAGAAGCCUUAUGAAUGUAAUGUAUGUGGAAAGGCUUUUACACAAAGGUCCCAUGUUGAUGUGCAUCAGAGAAUCCACACUAGAGAGAAGCCUUAUGAAUGUAAUGAGUGUGGAAAGAUUUUCACAUGUUCUUCAGGUCUUGGUAAACAUCAGAGAAUUCACACUGGAGAGAAGCCUUAUGAAUGUAAUGAAUGUGGAAAGGCUUUUGCACAAAGCUCCCAUGUUGAUGUCCAUCAGAGAAUCCACACUAGAGAGAAGCUUUAUGAAUGUAAUGAAUGUGGAAAGACUUUCAAAUAUUGCUCCAGUUUUGCUAAACAUCAGCGAAUCCACACUGGAGAGAAGCCUUAUGAAUGUAAUGAAUGUGGAAAGAUUUUCAAAUAUUCUUCCAAUCUUGCUCAACAUCAGAAAAUUCACACUGAAGAGAAUCCUUAUGAAUGUAAGCAAUGUAGAAAGGCAUUCACAAAGCGCUCCCAUCUUGCUGCCCAUCAGAGAAUCCACACUGGAGAGAAGCCUUAUAAAUGUAAUGACUGUGGAAAGGCUUUUACACACCGCUCCAAUGUUAAUGUUCAUCAGAGAAUCCACACUGGAGAGAAGCCUUAUGGAUGUAACAAAUGUGGAAAGACUUUCCCAUAUUGCUCCAGUCUUGCUAAACAUCAGAGAAUCCACACUGGAGAGUAGCCUUAGGAAUAUAACAAAUGUGGAAAGGCUUUCAUACAAAAUAGCAAUCUUACUUCCCAUCACAGAAUCCACACUGGAGAGAAGCCUUCUGAAUGUAGUGACUAUGGAAAGACUUUCAUAUGAUGCAAUAGUCUUGGUAAACAUGACAAAAUCCACAUUGGACAGAAACCUCAUGAAUGUGAAAACCUUCAGGCAAAGCUUAAAUGUUGUUUAACAACAGAGAGUGCACGUUAGGGGAAAACUUUUGAAUGUCUGGAUCAUGGUAAAGUUUUCAAAAUAUAUUAGUCCUUGAGUACACAUGGAUAAUCCUAUACUACAUGUAAAACCUCAUUCAUAUAAUUCACGUGGAAAAACAUCCAGCCUCACUUCAUCCCUGAAUUGUCUCCAGAAAAUUCCUAGAAGAUUGCAAUCAUGGAUAAAGACAUAAAGAUGGAGGACAGAGCUUGUUAGUCAGCAGGGAUUUUCUGCUUGGGAAGAAAUCUCCUCUGGACUUGGCAUGGGAAGGUCUUUAGCCCAGGUUCAUCUCUGAGUUUGCAUCUCAGGAUACUGAGUGGAGAGAAGACUUACAAAUGUGCUGAAGGAAGACGUGCCCUUACCUGGAACAUAAGGGUCAGUAUAAAUCACAAUAUUCACCCUGGAAAGGAGCAUUAUACAAAAUGUAUUUGCAGAAAGGCUUUUACCUGGAUCUCAUUUGUGUAGAAAUCUUGCUGCAGAUGAAACAUGUGAAUAUAAUGAAUGAGGGAAGGCUUCUUCCUACAGCACAGAUCUCAUUAGACAUUGCAAUUUUAUACUUUGUAUAAAGGUCAGAAAAAAGAUUGGAGUUUUUCUCUAAAAUCCCAAGAUUGGUGUCCAAAGAAGCGUCUCCAUUUUGACCUUACCUUGCUAAAUUGUAUCAGGUGGGUUCCUGGGGAAGUGAGGCCUUUUCAGGAAGCUUACCCCCAGAAGAGUGCCAUAGUUUAGAGCUGCAGUUCUAGAAAAACUCUUUCCCUUGUACCCUUACUUUGUCUUGAAGAAACCAUUUUGCCACAUCAGUUAACUUUGCAAUGUAUAGAUACUGUUCUUAAGUCGAGUGGGUUCCUAUGACACAUUGUGAGCCCUUAUAUAAAGUCCAGGAUAGCUGGAGUCCACUGUGUGGUAAAAUUGCUCAGUCCAGAGUGUAAAAAAUCCUGCUCCGUCACCU